AUGAGCCUGGGCGACGCGGAGCUGGAGCAGCAGGUCAACGACUGGCUCCAAUGGGACAAGAACGAGAAGACGUCGGCGGAAAUCCGCGAGCUUCUCGAGAAAAAAGACGUCAAGGGACUCAAGUCCCGAAUGGAGACGCGUCUCGUCUUCGGCACCGCCGGAAUCCGCGCCCCGAUGCAAGCCGGUUUCGGUCGGCUCAACGACUUGACCGUUAUACAGGUGUGGAAAGUGGACUUUUGGAAAGUGCGGACGGUUUCUUCCGUUGUUCAUUCACUUGAGUCAGUCUCGUUUCUCUGCUUCAGAACUCCAGAGUGGUCCCUAUAGGGGCAACCUUACGGUUUACCCUCAAGGCACCACUCUACCAACCCCUAUAGGGGCCACUAAACUUGCAAAAGUGGUCCCUAUAGGGGUUUUAGUUAGUGGCCCAAUUUUUAUGAACUUUAUGCGAACUUUCUUAGAAAAACAUUAUUUUAAUAAGUUAAAAACUCGAUUUUUCAAAAGUUAGUAUAGUCCUGAAGUUUAUGCACUUUCAAAAAACUGAAAAAAUAUUUUUAAAAAAAAAUUUUUCUUUAAUUAUCGCUCGAUAGUCUUAAGAUUAAUAUGAUAAAUCUAAAGAAAUGUUUGAUUUUUUUGAAAAAAAUCAAUAUCCGCAUUUUUUUGAACUGUCUAACAAGUUUAUAAAUUAAACCUGUAGAACUGUCGAAAAAAAUUUGAAACCCUUAAAAAAAGGAUAACUUUGAAAAAAUGUUAGAACAUUUCUUAAAGACGACCUUAUAAUGACGUCAUUUAUCAACGUCUUCAGGUGACGCAUGGCUUCGCUCGGCGCAUGAUCAACGUCUUCGGACAGCCGAAAAAUGGAGUCGCGAUUGGUUUUGAUGGACGUCAUAACAGUAGAAGGUUUUGAGACUUUCAUUAUUGAAUUUUAGGACGUUGCAAAACUAGGGUUUCAAUAAAAAUUUCUGUUUUUUUUUACGUAUCUUAUAAGCUGGAAAAUUUUUAUUUUUCAAAGACGAUACAAGAUUUGUUCGUUUUCGAGCAGAAAAAACAAGAAAUCUGCAAAAAAUGAAUAACUUUUGUACAAACAAAUUUGUCAGUAAGAAUAACUGAAUUUUUUUUUUGCGCGGAGGAUUUCUGUAGGAGCCUUCUCCGCAGUGAGGGUGACUGCAGAAGUUUUCUUCAAAACUUCAAUGCUUCAACUCAGGCACUGACGGCGCGUGUUUGUUGCCAAAAGUGCGCAUGCGCGCCGCCUGCUGCGCGCACGCGCGGGGUGUCUCUUUUGUUUUUUAGCUUUUUAACUAAUUGAAAAGUUAUAAAUUUGAUAUUUUUCAUGUCUGUUCAUCUCUUAACAUUGCUCUGCACCAGUUUAUAACAAUUAGAUUGCACAAAAAAAUGUGAAAUAUCAAAGUUUCACUUGGCAACUUAUUUUUCAUAAAUUUGUUCGAAAGUGCUCGGAACAACUUUAAAAACGUGAGCAGGGGCACUGGGUAAUAUCAAAAAAAUAUAAAAAAAUCUAUUUCAAAAACCUUAUUUCAGUGGAAAAGGCGAAAAAAGAAUCAGUACCCCCGCGCGUGCGUGCACCAGUGCCUGAGAACAUUUUCAUUCGUUUCUUCAUGUUUUCUUGGAAAUAAAGUAGCUGAAUUUCAAUAUAAUGAUAUGAGAAAUGUUUUAGUUCAAUUUUCAAUUCAUUGAAGUUGAUAUAAACAUCAAAACCAAAGGAUAUUUUUAUAAUUCUAAAUGAAGAUUAUUUUUUUUGCUUUUAAAUAUGUUAUAUUUUUGCGUGUUGGCUCAUUUUUUCCAUUUCAGAUUCGCUGAGCUUUCCGCCAACGUCUUCAUUAAAAACGGAAUCCCGGUUUACCUUUUCAGUGAAGUCACGCCGACGCCUGUUGUGGUUGAGUUUAACCUUGUUUUCAACUUCUGAAUUCACUUUUUCAGUCCUGGGCGACGAUUCAUCUGAAAUGCGACGCCGGUUUGAUCAUUACGGCUUCCCAUAAUCCAAAAGAGGAUAAUGGAUAUAAAGCCUAUUGGAGCAAUGGGGCGCAGGUUCAAAAUUAUAAUUGAAUAUGAUAGAAUAUAUCAUUAGAAUGAAUUAAUAAGUGAAUUUUGGAUGAUUUUUUAAAUUAUGCUUUCACUGGUGUUUUAUAGCCCAUUCCGCGCCAGCUUGUCACGUUUUUUUUUAGCCAAAAAGAUCAAAAUUGAGCAUCUUCGCUUCAAGACCCUUGUUUUUUGCUGUCUUUUUAGAGCAAGCGUUUAAAUUUACAGUAGCUUUUUCUUUCUUGUUCUUUUAAAACUCGACAAAAACGAGAAAUUUCAAAGAAUUCGGCCACUAAAACAUGAGAUUCGAUUUUUAUGAUUUUUUUUCAGAUCAUGUAUUUUUCAUUGAAGACUUUUUUUCAGAAGAAAACCAAAAAUUGAUCCAGUUGUACUUCAUAACCUUUCCUUCAGAUCAUCGGACCUCACGAUUCGGAAAUCGUGAAAAUCAAAGAAGCCGAGCCAAAACCGAGGGACGAUUACUGGGACACGAGCGAUUUACACAGUAGCCCACUGUUGAAAUCCGCCGACACUACUAUUGAUCCAUAUUUUGCUGUUGAAAAACCUCUCUGCUUCUAUAGGUUUUCUUUUUCAUUCUCAAAAAAAAUCCUCAUUUUUCAAGCAAAAUUUAGUCUAAAAGUCAUGAAAUCUUCAAUUUGGCCGCGAAGUUUCCGAUUUUCCAGCUUUGAAAGUGAAAUUCGAAGCUAUUUCAAUGUUUUAAACCUCUUUUCUUCUAUAGGUUUUCUUUUUAUUUUCAUAAAAAAAACUUUUUUUUUACUACCAUUUGAAAGGCUUUCAAGAUGGCUGAUUGCCGAAUUUUACUCAUUUUUCAACCUGAAAUUAGUCAAAAAGUCAUGAAAUUUUCAAUUUGGUCUUUAAUUUAUUCGAUUUUUCCAGCUUUUAGAGUAUUUGUUUCUCUUUUGAUAAUCUGGCCACCAUUUUUUCGAUUGUUAUCCAAAUUUUCCUCGAUUUUUCAACCUCACAAAGGGAAAUUCAGUGUUAUUUCAAUGCUUAGAACCUCUCUGCUUCUAUAGGCUCUCAUGUGUUGUUGAAAAGAACAAAGUUAUCCCUCAAAUUUUCAGAGAAAUCAACGAAAAAACGCCGAUCAAGUUCACCUACUCGGCUUUCCAUGGCGUUGGAUAUCACUUCACGAAAAGAAUGUUCAAGGAAUUCGGAUUCCCCGAAAGCCAGUUCAUUUCUGUCGCUGUGGGGUUUUGCAUUAUUUGGGCCGCCUUUAGGAAAAAAAAAUUUAUUUCAAUCUUUUUUUUCAUAGUUUCACGGAGACGUAACGCGUUGAGCAAUUUCUUUUACGAGAAAAUUUUUCAAGAAAAUGAGCAAUAAUAAGUAUUUUGCAGGAACAACAAGAGCCGAACCCCGACUUCCCGACAAUCCCAUUCCCAAAUCCAGAAGAAGGCCGAAAAGUUUUGACUUUAUCGAUCGAAACUGCUGAUAAGAAUGGAUCGACGGUUAUUCUGGCCAAUGAUCCUGAUGCCGACCGGAUUCAGAUGGUCGAGAAGCAGAAGAAGUGAUUUUUUGCGAGUCAAAUCUUGAGACGAAGAGCCGUUUUCAGUGUUUUUUAAGUCAUGUAUAACUCACAGCGUUUUUUUUGGCGACCGCCCAUAAUAUUUUUUUUUUUCCGUAAAGUGUAGUGUGUCGUGUGCAUACACUGCGGCGCUUUGGCACACGAUUUUCAGUUAUAUUUUUCACUCUCUGGUGGUCAUUUUGAAUUUCGCGCAAUUACUUUCAACAUGGCUUGUUUUAAAACAAAAACAAAAAACAGAAAAAUCGCGUUUUUUUAAAAAUGAGAAAUAGAUUCGUCUCGUGACCCAUUGAUGCGCCUUUAAAAUUUCCUGUUGUUUACGCGUUUUUCCCAUGACGUCACAUAACGGCGGAGGUUUUAACCCUUAAAAAGUUUAAGCCUUAAAAAAGGGUCCUGACACGAUUAAAAAGAGACACUGCAUGGUUGGUAGAGAGCGCAGAGAGGCCACGCCCCCUUAUCGUCCCAAGCUAGCCGUGAAUCGGCUAUAUAGUCUGUUCUGCUUUAGAAGGUUAAGCAGCAAACCCCGCCCCCAAUAAAGCUCUCUGAUCGGUUUGAACUACGCAAAAGGGGCGGAGUUUGACUUGACAUUCAAAAUAUGUGCAGACCAAACACUUUUUGCACCUUUCAAAACCAGGAACAUGUUUCAUAGUUUAUCCCAAAACUUUCAGCGGCGAAUGGCGCGUAUUUACCGGCAACGAGAUGGGAGUCCUCAUCACCUGGUGGAUCUGGACCAACUGGAGAAAGGUUCUCGAUCAUCAGAAAAGGGAAAAAAAAGAAUACUUUUUCAAGGCCAAUCCCGAAGCUGACCUCUCCAAGAUGUACAUUCUGAACAGCGCCGUCUCCUCGCAAUUCGUCAAGACGAUGGCCUCCGUCGAAGGCUUCAGAAACGAGACGACGUUGACGGGCUUCAAAUGGAUGGGGAACAAGGCCGAGGAGCUGAGAAAGGCGGGAAACGAAGUGAUUUUGGCCUGGGAGGAAAGCAUCGGAUACAUGCCCGGGCACACGUUGGACAAGGUGAGAGCCUAGAAACAGAGAGAAAAAAAAAUGACAAGAAAGCUUAUAAACUUCACAACUUAGAAGUUUCAAAGUGACCACUAUACGUGUUAGGUGGAAUAACAGCCCCAAAAGGAGCCGAAAAAGUGUUUUUUGCAUGGAAAAGGAGCCGAAAAAGUGUUUUUUGCAUGGAAUUUUUUCUUCGCAUAGAGUUUAUAAAAUCUAUCGACUAGCAUGUCCUCUAUAGGAACCACUAACUAAACCCCCUGAAGGGACCACUUUGCAAGCCUCAGUGACCUCUAUAGGGGUUGGUAAACUGGCCCCUAAGAAGGGUGUUUAAAAGUGCAGAGAAAAUAUUUUUCGCGAUUUUACAGAAAUGGGUCCCAUUGUUCCUAACUUUCGGGAGUUUUCUGAUCUCUGGUUUUCCAAAACCUUCUUAUAGUCUGUUCAGAAUUAUAAUGUCAAGUCUUCGCUCAAGCUCCGCCCCAAAUGGCGCGAAAAACUAAUCAGAGAUCGAUCCAUCCACAGAGCGAUUUCAAAUGACGUCAUUGUACUUGAAAUUCAAAACGGACUGUAGCCGUUUCACGGCUAGCGUGGGACGCAAAAAGUAGUUGCCCGUCUGCGCUCUCCACGAAGCAUUCACUGUCUCGUUUUUUUUUAAAUCGUGUCAGGAUCCAUUUUUCGAUGGCUCAAGCCAGUCGUGAAUCAGCUAUAUAUGGUUUUUUUCAUUCUCAGGCGGCCAUUUCUGUUUUGCCGAAACUAUUUUGAAAAUUUCAAGCAGAUCAUUUUCUCACGAAAAUACAGAAGAAAUAUCGUCUUCAUGAACAAAUUUUCAGUCGAUUUGAACAUUUUCAGGACGGCGUCAGUUCGGCUGCAGUUUUCGCUGAAAUGGCCGCUUAUCUUCAGACCCAAGGCUCUACUCUCACUGACAAACUUUAUUCUCUUUACACCAAGUAAUUUUUUUUUCAUCAAAAUGAACAUUUUUAAGAAAAAGUACCCUUUCAGGUACGGAUUCCACCUUGUCAAAUCGACGUAUUGGUUCGUCCCGAAGCCAGAAGUCACAAAGGAACUUUUUGCUAGCCUCAGGAAGGAACUAAAGGUGAUUAAAAUCUGUAUAUUGUGAUUAUUUGGGACAGUUUUGCUAAAAAAAUGUAAUGGUACCAUUUUUUCGUGGCCAUGCUAGAUCUUCCAGACUGAAAAAAACGCUUGGCUUUUUUUAAAAAAAUUGAGAAUUUCUAGAAAAAACUUUUUUUUUUCGUUUUCUUUCUGUCUGGACUUUGAGGCGUCAAAGGUGAGAAUCUUGAGGAUUUUAGCCUGCCAUUUCAAGUUUUUAGACCGCUUUUUUUCGCGACUUCUUAACUUGUAAGUAGGAUCAGACUCUCUUUUAAGGUCUAACUGACAAUUUUUACAUUUAUUUCUUUCAGUUCCCUGAGAAAAUUGGCGAGGAACCGGUGAAAUAUGUACGAGAUCUCACGGUUGGAUACGAUAAUGAGCGGCCGGAAAAUAAGCCGGUUUGAAUAAUUUUGAAAAAAUACCCUCAAAAUGGUCAUUUUCAGGUUCUUCCCCUCUCGACGUCUUCGGAAAUGGUUACGUUCACCUUGGAAAAUGGAAGUAUCAUCACUUUGAGGGCUUCUGGAACCGAGCCAAAAAUUAAAUACUACAUUGAGCUGAUCACCAAGCCGGGAAGGACUCAGGAGUGAGUGAAAAAUAGAAAAUUAAACUACCUUGGAGGUUCCCCUCUAGGGAUCACUUUAAACCCCUAUAGGGACCAAUAAAGCUUUCAAAAAGGGUCCCUAUAGGGGUUAGUUAGAGGCCUCUACAGGGGACAUGACAUGCUAUAUAGUCGAUCAUUGUUAUGAACUCUAUGCGAAAAACUUUAAAAAUUUACACUUUCUCUUGAGUUUUUUCCUCUCAACUGUUUUCUUUCGUUUCAGUGACCUCGAAGGCGUACUUGCUGAGCUGGAUCAGCUCGAGAAGGACGUCGUCGCCACACUGCUGCGACCGGAAAAAUUCGGCCUCAUUGCCAGAAAAUAG
Messenger RNA from Caenorhabditis auriculariae, 6595 nucleotides. NCBI's taxonomy places the organism in Eukaryota, Metazoa, Nematoda, Chromadorea, Rhabditida, Rhabditidae. The record is from the annotation of a GenBank genome assembly.